Molecule: messenger RNA, 1170 nt
Organism: Babesia microti strain RI
Lineage: Eukaryota; Apicomplexa; Aconoidasida; Piroplasmida; Babesiidae
Product: GTPase Era
Exons: 6
Coding region: 1-1170 (389 amino acids)
Biological process (GO): ribosomal small subunit assembly
Molecular function (GO): GTP binding; ribosomal small subunit binding; rRNA binding
Source: RefSeq, a predicted model, not a curated record
AUGAGUGUCAGAUUGUCAAAUAGACAUUUCAGCAUCAUGUCAAGAUUGCAGCGCUUACAAAUAUGGAACCGCGAUACUCACAAUAGCGGUCAAAGUUUAGACACGGAACCUUUUCGUAAUCCGGAUAAUAAACGUAGUAUUACACGAGGCGUUGUGCCAAUACAUGCAGAAUCUACACUAUGGAGUGUGCCAGAAUCUCCUCAAAAUGCCAGAACUCUCAGAGCUUCAAUUAUUGGCUUACCCAAUGCAGGUAAAAGUUCGUUGCUAAAUUCAUUACUAAGCACUUCAUUAGCUGCUGUAUCUCCCAAAGUCAAUACCACCAGGGAAAAUAUAACUGCUGUAUUGACCAGGGACAAUUGCCAAAUCGUAUUUGUUGACAACCCGGGGAUCAUUCCAUUUCAAUACAAAAGAUCCUUUGGCAAAGAGCUUCUAAGGGCUGCAUGGAGGGGAUACCAUGAAUGCGAUGUAUGUAUUCUUGUUGUGGAUGUUGUAAAGAGACCCUGCUCACAGCUUUUUCAACUUAUUCGUAGUAUUACCCCUAAAACAAUCAAAUCAUCAUCACAACCUACAGAUUCUGACCCUUUAACUGAAUCUCUCAUAGAAGAAUCAGAUGAAUUACUUGAAGCUGGAAUGGAUGAGUGUUAUAAUAGAAUACCUGUCAUUUUGGUACUAAACAAAAGUGAUUUAUUGGACAGUAUCAAGUGGGCCAAGUCUAGGUUUAAGGAGCUGAAAGUUUAUGGGUCAUUUUCACAGGUCAUUUAUACUUCUGCAAAAAAGAAUUUGGGUAUUGAAUAUCUUUUGGAUGUACUGGAGCGAUACUCAAAGCAAUCGCCUUGGAUUUACCCUCAUGAUCUACUAACACCAAUGUCAAAGAUACAAAUCCUAGAACAGUCCAUACGUACAUACAUUUUCUGUUGGUUCAACAAGGACUUACCUUAUAAGAUAGGACAUAAAACUGUUGGUUGGACUAAAAUAGAUGACACAACUACACUUAUUGAACAUGAACUAUACACAAAGACAGAUUUGGCUGCAAAGAUCAUUUGUGGCACUGGUGGAAAAAUAAUCGCUAGGAUACAGGAUAAAGUGGCAAAAAAAUUAUCUCACUUGUGGAAAAUGAACAUUAGAUUGAAUAUACAUGUCAAAACGGAUCGAAACAAAUUGCCUUUGUGA